Messenger RNA from Corylus avellana, 2229 nucleotides. Its product is annotated as sulfite exporter TauE/SafE family protein 3. The record is from RefSeq and is a predicted model, not a curated record. Gene Ontology annotation, cellular component: membrane; Cul4A-RING E3 ubiquitin ligase complex. Lineage: Eukaryota; Viridiplantae; Streptophyta; Magnoliopsida; Fagales; Betulaceae. Gene Ontology annotation, biological process: protein ubiquitination.
UUUUCCCGGAACCACUAACUUCUAAGCCUUCAAACCUAUUAACUAUAUGAAAGGACAAACAGACACACACAGACAGGGAGAGAGAGCGACUGCGCUUAAGUUCACGACUUUUUCAAGCUGAUUUAUAAACCAACCGAGAAUACGUGAUAUUUUAAAAUUUUCAGUGGGAAUUUGUUUCAUACUGGUUAUAGUCCAUCUGUUUCCACACAAAGAUUCAUAUAUACUGGCUAGCUCCUUAGCGUGCUUUCUUUUCUGGGUCUUGAGCUAAUUUAGUGGAUAAGAGAGCUGUAUUUGAGUUGUUGAUGAGCUUUCAUUUUUCCUGUUGAGUCAUGGGUAUGAGGUAAAAUCCGAAAAAGUUUAAUGUUUUGAGUGAGGGGGAGCAGGAAUUGAAGUAUAUGAUGGCCAGGAUUGGAUAUGAGAGGUGGGGAUCAAGAUUGGUUGGAAUAUUUGUGAUUGCUUUUCUUGUUAUGGCUUCAGUGCAUGUGUCGGCAAGACAAAGAGCUUCAAGUAACAAAGUGUCUGAAGAGGUUGAACAACCUCAUUAUGUAAUCAAAGUGUCGAAGCCUGCUUCUCCAUGGGGUCAUCAGCAUGUUUGGCCGGACAUGAAAUUUGGCUGGAGGAUUGUGGUGGGUACAAUAAUUGGAUUCUUUGGUGCAGCGUUUGGGAGUGUGGGAGGGAUUGGCGGGGGUGGAAUUUUUGUUCCAAUGCUCACCCUGAUUAUUGGGUUUGAUCAGAAAUCAUCCACUGCUCUAUCAAAAUGUAUGAUUACGGGUGGAGCAGCAGCAACUGUGUUCUACAAUUUAAGGCAAAGGCAUCCUACACUUGAGCUGCCACUCAUUGACUACGACCUGGCACUUCUAUUUCAACCAAUGUUGGUGCUGGGGAUCAGUAUUGGAGUUUCUUUCAAUGUGAUUUUUGCUGAGUGGAUGAUUACAAUCUUGUUGAUUAUUAUCUUCAUGGGUAUGGCAACCAAGGCUUUCCUCAAGGGUGUUGAAACAUGGAAAAAGGAAACCAGGACUAAAAAGGAGGCUGCUCAACGUUUGCAAUCAAAUGGUCUUGGUGGUGGAGAGGCUGAACCCAGAACUCUACCUGAAGGCCCAAGCAACGGCAGUGGUACAGAAACCAAGGCCUCUAAAAGAACAGAGGUCUCCAUUCUGAAGAAUAUUUACUGGAAGGAAGUUGGAGUUCUUGUUGCUGUCUGGGUCAUAAUCCUUGCAUUUCAGAUUGGCAAGAAUUACACAAAAACUUGUUCACCGGCAUAUUGGGCAUUAAACCUGCUGCAGAUCCCUGUGGCCGUUGGAGUGAGUUCAUAUGAGGCUGUUAACCUGUACAAAGGGCGGAGAGUGAUUGCUUCCAAGGGAGAGGGAGGCAAAAAAUUUCGAGUGCAUCAGCUGGUUCUUUAUUGUGCCUGCGGCAUUGUAGCUGGUGUGGUAGGUGGGUUGCUUGGUCUUGGUGGUGGCUUCAUUCUUGGACCACUUUUUCUGGAGCUGGGAGUCCCCCCUCAGGUGUCGAGUGCCACGGCCACAUUUGCCAUGACAUUUUCUUCAUCCAUGUCUGUUGUAGAAUAUUACCUUCUAAAACGCUUCCCAGUUCCUUAUGCGCUCUACUUUUUUGGCGUGGCAAUCAUUGCUGCUCUUGUAGGACAACAUGUGGUAACGAGGGUGAUCGCCAUAUUAGGGAGAGCAUCUCUGAUCAUCUUCAUCCUAGCGGGCACAAUAUUUGUGAGUGCGAUAUUAUUAGGGGGGAUUGGCAUAGCACACAUGGUUGAAAAGAUUAAGCACAAGGAGGACUUGGGAUUUGAAAGCUUAUGUAGAUAUCAUGCUUAGUCUUUGAAGUUUUUUCCAUAUCAAUCUUUCUGGCAUGGAGAUAUUCUCCCUAGCUCUGAACUUCUCAUACUUAGGAAUCAGAUUCUUUCGUCCCUGAGAUUUGUAAUUUUACUUGGGACAUGCUUAUUUGAAUUAUGGUGUCUAUCUUGCGUACAUCUAUACUUAUGAGUUGACAUGCUUCCUUCACCUUUAAUUAAAAAAAUAAUAAUAAUAAUAGUGAAUGGAGCAUGCCCACUCAGUAAAGAUGUACGUAAGAUGAACGCCAGAAUGCAAAUAAGCAUUUCUCUUUAUAACUUUCACAUGAUACUCAAACAUAUGGUCCUAAAAUUAGUCCUCUUGUACUGCAUGUAAGGCCCUGAUCCCACAAUGGGUACACAAUGAAUAUAUUUCUCUUUUAUAAUUC